Messenger RNA from Microplitis demolitor, 1898 nucleotides. RefSeq names its product kelch domain-containing protein 10 homolog. Bases 82 to 1227 code for a protein of 381 amino acids. Gene Ontology annotation, biological process: positive regulation of stress-activated MAPK cascade. Gene Ontology annotation, molecular function: protein binding. The record is from RefSeq and is a predicted model, not a curated record. The transcript is spliced from 3 exons. NCBI's taxonomy places the organism in Eukaryota, Metazoa, Arthropoda, Insecta, Hymenoptera, Braconidae.
GCCAGGAUUAAAGUGUCAAAAUGAAUAUAUUUAUGUGUAUAUAUAUAUAAAAGUAUAUUAAUAACAAAUAUAAAUUGUAAAAUGUAUGUCUUCAAACCGUUUGUGUUAACGGAAUGCGACAGUCCAAGUGAAACUAAACCGACACCCAGAACAUUUCCGACGAUAUUUUGCAAUGAAAAAUAUCUGUACUCAUUCAGCGGAUACAAGUACACUUUAAAUAGGUACACUGCCACAGAUUAUGACGACGCGAGAAUAAUUAAAGAAAUUUGGAAAUUUAAUUUGGCAACAAGGAAAUGGAGCUGCUUACCAGAGCAGCGAUUUUUACCCAGCAACAACGAAAUAAUUCUUGGCAUGACAUUUAAAUCAGACAAACUUAUCGUAAUUUCGUGGAACAAGUGCCAGUCAAAAGGUUACCUGUACACGCACAAUUUAAAAAAUGAACAUGAGGUAGAGAAAAUGACCACCAAGGGCCCGCUGCCCAAGCGAUUCUUCUCCCAUAAUUUUAUAAGCCACGGGUCUUAUUUGUAUACUAUCGGAAACGAUCGUGGGUUGGGAGUCUUCAGAAUAGACCCAGAGACUGGGAUAUGGGAAAAGUUGUCUCCAGAAAAUGGUGAUGACUUCCCUGGGUACUAUGAUGACAUCGAGCUGGCAUAUGAUGGCAAAAAAAUUUAUGUGAUAUUUGUAAAAAUACGAGGGGAGAGAUUCCGCGAGCUCAAGACAAUACAGGCCUAUGACAUUGAACAGAAUCGCUGGUAUAUCUUGGAUACUACCGGAGAUCUUGAUAAUGAGAAACCCUUUCCUGAUAUCAGGAUUAAUUUCGGAAUCGCUCAUAUUGUAGAUCUGGAAAGUAAAGACACGAAUAUUGUUAUUUCUGGAGGAACGAUGGACAAGAGAAUUUAUGAUGACAUUUGGCGACUGAGUUUGUCUACACUGCAGUGGACUUGUUUGAAUAAAUUCGGGUCCACUCUUCCUCAAGCUAUUUGCGAACAUGACGCGACCGCUUCCCUUGAUGGCAAGAUGUACAUCUUCGGUGGAAGGAUCAAGAAAAAAAAUAACAGAUUAAGUGAAAUUAAUAAUCUUUACUCCACUUGGCUCCGGAUACCAAAACUCACGGACAUCUGCUGGGAAGCUGUUAAUUUUUAUUACAGAGAUUUAAAUACAAAAACAGAUGAAGAAUUGUUUGAACUCGGACUGCCCCUUAAAUUCGUAAAGUCUAGAUGCCAUUGAAUUUAUUAUUAUUUUAUAUACAAAAAUUAGGGGUGUGCGAUAGUUUGAACUUACGAAUUAUUCAUAUCGAAUCGAACUAUUUGAUUUAAACUCCGAAUCGAAUAAUUCAAAUUAUUUGUAAGCUUACGAAUAAUUCAAAAGUUAGCAAAUAAUUUCUAAAUUUUAUUUUUAACGACUGGAAAUUAGAAUAUUUUUUCUAAUAAUUCAAAUUUUUAGCAGAGGUAUUCUGACACAAAUCUGUGAAAAAAUUAUUUUUAGUUACUUUAGAAAACUAAACUCUAUUAAAUAAAAGUUGAAUACUUGAAGCUGAUGAAAAUUUUCACGAUUCGAAUCGAGUAGUUUGAAAAGUUACAAAUAAUUUAAAAUUUCUCAGAAAAGUCGAAAAUUGACGGAUAAUUACAAAAUUUUCCAAUUCGAUUCGAAUGAUGCUGAAGUUUGUGGACGAUCAACAAUUUUCGAAAUUUUUUAUUCAACAGACCAAAUACAAAAAAAAAAAAACUACAAAAAUGCACAUGUAGAAAAUAAAAAAAACUAAACGUGCAAUUUUUUUAAAUAUAUUUUUUUUUUGAUUUAUCGUCUUAAAAAAAAAGAAAACAAAAACUAUCAGACGUCGACUAACUUCAGUAUUUUGAAAACACCCCUAGUAAAAACUCAACUAUUUUGUAAGCAUG